AUGUCAUUACCAGGACAUUCAACAAACAAUAUGCAAGUUGUUGAAGCUGACGUAUCAAGCAGCAGUGAACAGAAGGAGGUUGCAGAUCAUGUGGCCAGUGGCAGUCAACCAGUAAUCAUAGAAGAUGAUAUUGCUGAUAACUUACAGGUUACUGCGCCAGAAGAAAAUGGGCAAACUGCAAAUUCAAACAUUCUGUAUCCUGUUGCUAUCAAGCGUAAAGGGCGUCCAGCAAAAAGGAAACAACUGUUUCAACAUCGCAAACUUACAUUUGAAAAAUUGCGUCCGUCUGCGCAGGAUCAACUCAGACUCUCAUGCGUUUCAUCUGAAGUAACAGCCAAACACUGUGUUCAGACGAAUUGCAUAGCAUCAAUUAACGACGUUAAAGAAAUAAUUGAUCCAAGAUGCACAGAUGACCGUGCUAAUAUGUCUACCUUGAAACGAUAUUUUUCCAAUGAAGCAUGGACAAAAUUAGAAAAUAAGAUGUGGUCAAUUGGACAAAAUUUGUAUGUUUGUGUUGUUUGUGGACAUCACUCUGGAAGAGACAAUCAAACUCGUACUUCGUGGGUGCAGUGUGAUGGCUGCAUAAACUAG
Messenger RNA from Helobdella robusta, 591 nucleotides. RefSeq lists its product as hypothetical. The coding region runs from base 1 to 591 and encodes 196 amino acids. The record is from RefSeq and is a predicted model, not a curated record. NCBI's taxonomy places the organism in Eukaryota, Metazoa, Annelida, Clitellata, Rhynchobdellida, Glossiphoniidae. The transcript has 2 exons.